AUGACUCCUCCUUCAUCCUCUUCAUCAUCAUCGUCAUCUUCCAAUAACGGAAACUCGACGAACGAGCUAUUGUUGGGAAUGUUGAUGAAUAUCAAUCAACAACAGCAACAACAGGCAGCACGGAACACCUCCUCGUUAUCCCACAACACCCCUUUCCUUAUCCAAACCAGCGUUAAUGGUAAUGUCAUGAACAAUAAUAAUUUUAUGCCACAACAAGAAUCACUUGUCAGCCAUGCAUUUACACCAUCAACUAUUUUCAAUAACAGUCAGCAAUUGCUUGCAAAUUCUCCGGCUUCCAAUAAUUUCAGCAUGCUGAAUUUACAAAACAAUCCAAACAACAACAAUCCAACAUGCCAAAUUUAA
Molecule: messenger RNA, 363 nt
Organism: Naegleria lovaniensis
Lineage: Eukaryota; Heterolobosea; Eutetramitea; Acrasida; Naegleriidae
Exons: 1
Coding region: 1-363 (120 amino acids)
Source: RefSeq, a predicted model, not a curated record